CAGUUUUGUUAGUUGAAGCAUUUAACGUACGUAAAAAUAAAGAGCGUGCUGCUUGCCUUCCAGUACUUCGACCGUGAGUCAGGUACUAGACUGAAAACAGCUUUUGUUUUUUUUGUUCCUCGCAAUAAAAAUAAAGACCUUUUACAACAGAAAUCGAGAACUACAGCCAGGAGAACUAGAGCUUACCACUCACAAAAUGAAAAAAAAUACCAAAACGUGCAGUAUUUCGCUGCGUCUGUGCGCAGCCUGCCUGUUGAAAAUGAUUCAUACCCCCGGCUUGUUCUUUAUCACGACGAGCAGCCAUCUUGUUUUGCGAGCAGAAGCAGCCGGCGUGACGGCGCCAGCGGAAAGUGCAACUUCUGGGAAAGGAACCAUGCUUCGGAGCCUUUUUCCAUCGUGGCGUAGUACAUCUUCUGAAGAUGAUCCUGGGCCGUCUGCUCGGCAGAAGCGGCGCCUGGCGACCAGCUGCGGACUCUGCAGCCGGCGGAACAUCAAGGCCCGUGUUUCUCCUCGCGGAAAGGUUGACCAAAAUAUGCAAGGGAAAUGAAGAAGUACUAGCACACGACCCAUAGAGGCACCAGAAAAAGAAUGAAUCUUUUGUUGCGGGGCUUAGCGUCAAAUCAAUGAUAGUGAAAAGCUCAAUCCGACCGCUCGGCACGAGGACAAGCGCUUUUUUGAAUUUUUUGUGCUGGUCGCUGGCUAGCCUUACCAAAUGCAUCGUUCUGCAUGUUUGCACUUGCAGCAGGGGGAUGGCCUCUCUUUCUUGGUUCCCCGCAUCACAGAACAGUUACACACAAAAAUCGCAACUACACAAGUUCCGGUACAUACUAUGGGUCGUGUACUUCCCCUUUUUGAUUUCCGUAGGAUAAGAACCCCUCCUGACAAGCCGCUCCUGGCCAUUGCGUCGUUUCUGGCCGGGGACCCCACCGAGCAAGAACCGGGGAAUCAUCCACGCCCCCGUCCUUUCUGGCCGUGUCGUUUCUGGCCGGAGACCCCGGGUCGUGCCGAGGCAUCCACGCCACUCCGGGCAGUCAGCCGAAGCUGGCUGGGCGCUGCCGACCAGGCGAGGGCAGCCGCCUCGGGCAGUCGAAGCAAGGAGGAGGACCUUGAGCGCCGUCGCCGUGGUCGUGACGCGCGCCUCGCUCGAAAUAUGGUCAAGGGGCUGUUGCAAGCGAUAAAAGACGACACAGUAAAGCCGCACAGUAUCGCUGAGGAUUCGUUCGCACACGACUGGAAUGACGUCGCGUGCACGCUGGCGGCGAGAAAAAGGAGGGCAGACGCGUUUGAUAAUAUCAAUACUCCGGAGCCAGCAGGUAAUGGCAUUCGUAACAACAUCCAUGCGAGGCAGAGUUUUUUCCAGGAAAUUUUCGAAGCUUUUGUCGCGGAAAAUGUUGAUCCUCACGGCGGUCCUGCGCAAAGGAUCCCGACUGAGCUCCUGGUUUCGUUGGAAGACGCGAUUGGGAGGAUUUGCACUGCGCCCGACGUGGGGGUCGACAAGUCAAGUUCCACUCUGACAUAUUACAGGUUACGUGAUGUCCCGGACACGGAGGUGAAGACUCGUGUCUCCGCCCUGGCACCUCCACGUGAAAGAGAAAGCGUGGUGUCUAUUUCUGUCGUUCAGGGUGAUGAUGAUCCCCCGCUGGAGAUCAACACGUACAAAAUGUAA
Messenger RNA from Amoebophrya sp. A120, 1666 nucleotides. The record is from the annotation of a GenBank genome assembly. Lineage: Eukaryota; Dinophyceae; Syndiniales; Amoebophryaceae.